AUGAGCCCCGAGCCGGUCCCGCCGCCCCAGUGUCCCGGCUGCGACCGCGGGGAGCCGUUCGCCCAGAGGUUAGAGAAGGGCGACGAGGCCUUCCGCGCGGGCGACUACGAGACGGCAGCCGAGCUCUUCCGCUCCUUGCUGGCCGGGCUGGCGCAGCCGGAGCGCGGCCUGUGCCUGCGCCUGGGGGACGCGCUGGCCCGCGCCGGUCGCCUCCCCGAGGCCUUGGGCGCUUUCCGCGGCGCCGCGCGGCUCGGGGCGCUGCGGCCGGAGGAGCUUGGGGAGCUAGCGGGCGGCCUGGCGCGCGCCGACGGCCUGCGCGAGUGGCGGCUGUCCGCGGGGAAGCCGGGCUGCGCGCCCGAGGCGCCGAGCGAGGGGCGUCCGGCCUCGGCAGCCGCUGCGCCCCGCGAUUUGCUCGGCUGCCCGCGCUGCCGGCGGCUGCUGCACAAGCCAGUGACGCUGCCUUGCGGGCUCACGGUCUGCAAGCGCUGCGUGGAGCCGGGGCCGGCGUGGCCGCAAGCGCGGCGAGUCAACGUGGUGCUGAGCGGCCUGCUGGAGAAGUGCUUCCCCGCCGAGUGCCGGCUGCGCAGGCUGGCGGGCCAGGCGCGAGGUCUGCAGCGCCAGCAGCAGCCCGAGGCCGCGCUACUCAGGUGCAACCAGGCCCUGGACCUGGCACCUGAUGAUAAUUCAUUAUUGCUCCUGCGCGCAGAGUUGUAUUUAACUGUGAAGAACUACGAGCAGGCUCUGCAGGAUGCCGAUGCGGUUUGCCAGAGUGAACCUCUCCUGACUAAGGGACAUCAUGUAAAAGCUCAGGCUCUUUCUGGAUUGGGAAGAAGUAAGGAAGUGUUGAAGGAAUUUCUCUACUGCCUUGCUUUAAAUCCUGAGUGUAACUCUGUGAAGAAAGAAGCACAGAAGGUAAUGUGUGAGGUGCUUUUUCCAGCUUUAGAAAAUGUGCAUCAAAAUUUAACAUCUUCCAGCCAAAGCAAAUUACAGGCUCAAUGUCAGAGCCACGCAAACACCCAGUCUACUCUGGAAGGAGGAGGUGACGCAGGGAGCUCUGAGAAUCCAUCUGAGAAAUCCGAUGUAUUUAGAAAUGCCAGUUCUUCGGUUUUGUAUUUUAUACUGGGUCUAUACUUUGAAGAGGAUAAGCAAACAUUAGAAAGUAUCCUUCCAGUAGCCCCCAGCUCUGGUUUAAAGAGGCAAUUUCCGAAUGACACAGAGGAGGCGCAUGACCUGAACACCCCUGGAAAAAUUCCCAAGAAAGAUUGCUCACCUCAAAGGACCACGGACUCUGAGACAGGAGAGGGCCAGGGCCUCUCGAUCGAUGUCACUGACUUUGAGUGCGCCCUCUGCAUGAGGUUGCUCUUUGAGCCUGUCACUACACCUUGUGGACAUACAUUUUGCCUAAAAUGCCUUGAACACUGCCUUGACCACGCCCCACAUUGUCCACUGUGCAAAGACAAACUUUCGGAGUUGUUGGCAAGCAGAAAUUUUAAUAUUACUGUUCUGGCUGAAGAAUUAAUAUUUCGAUACUUGUCAGAUGAAUUGUCUGACAGGAAGAGAAUUUAUGAUGAAGAAAUGACGGAGCUGUCAAAUCUGACCAGAGAUGUCCCCAUCUUUGUGUGUGCCAUGGCCUUCCCCACCGUCCCAUGUCCACUCCACGUCUUUGAGCCCCGCUAUCGGCUUAUGAUAAGAAGAUGCAUGGAAACCGGCACCAAGCGCUUCGGCAUGUGUUUAUCUGCUGAGCACGCAGGGAUUUCCGAGUAUGGCUGCAUGCUGGAGAUUAAGGAUGUCAGAACUUUCCCUGAUGGAAGUUCAGUCGUAGAUGCAAUUGGCAUUAGUCGGUUCCGAGUCCUAAGCCACCGGCACAGAGACGGCUAUAACACGGCGGACAUUGAGUAUAUCGAAGAUCAGAAGGUGGAAGGUCCAGAACAUGAAGAACUCACCACACUUCACGAUUCCGUUUAUCAACAGUCUGUCUCCUGGUUUGCCUCUCUCCAGGAUCACAUGAAAGAACAAAUUUUAAGUCAUUUUGGGUUAAUGCCAGAUAGGGAGCCUGAGCCUCAGAGUAAUCCUAGUGGUCCUGCCUGGUCCUGGUGGAUCCUGGCAGUGUUACCACUGGAACGCAAGGCUCAGCUGGCUAUACUCGCCAUGACCUCGCUGAAAGAGCGUCUACUUGCCAUUCGACGAAUAUUAGUCAUCAUCACACGUAAGAUGAAUAGUCGGCAAGAGCUGGCUAAUACCAGGGAGAGAAAUAAUUGAUUUUUUUCUCUCUGUCACGGUCUCUGGAAGCCCUUGUACUUUUAUGAGUACCAGGCAUGGACAAAUAGCCAUCCCAUUCAUUGUGCUUUGUUAAAAGGCUUGUUGAUAGGGUUACAAAGUGGAACACUUGCCAAGCAUUGACUUCUACUCAAAAGAUGUAAGUUUGUGUCUGGUGGAAUCUGACCCUGUACAAGGUUAGCCUGAAGUUUGAAUGGAGCCCAUGGUUGGAAAACAACCUAAAAAAAUCUCUUUGAAGCAGAUGCUUCAGGAAUACAGUUCACUGAUAGCAUGGGACACUGCAGAUGGUUUACAUGUGGUUCAGGUUUCACAAAAAAAGAAGGAUUCCCUUCUCAGUCAGUAUCUUGCUCUGCCCGAUGGAAACAGCAUGCUUCAGUGGCUAGACAAUAUGGAGGAACCACAUUUUUAUCUGGAAGUGGAUUUCUUAGAGUACAGGCUAACCGAAAAUGUGCUUAGGCUUUGUGUGUUGCUGUGAAGUUGUCCGUGAAAUUGAAGAAUCAAACCAUUGUCCAGUGCAGGAGCCAGACUUAGUCCUUAGCCCAGAAGAAGUAGCUACUCGAUAGAACUGUGUUUAAUGUCUAACAUGUUGUAGUCUCAGGUGUCGUAAAUUGCAUGUUAUAAUCAAAUGAAUGUCAAAAUACAAGAAAGUGUACCUUGGAUUUA
Messenger RNA from Lemur catta (Ring-tailed lemur), 2940 nucleotides. RefSeq names its product LON peptidase N-terminal domain and ring finger 2 (gene LONRF2). Gene Ontology annotation, molecular function: protein binding. Bases 1 to 2259 code for a protein of 752 amino acids. The transcript is spliced from 12 exons. The record is from RefSeq and is a predicted model, not a curated record. NCBI's taxonomy places the organism in Eukaryota, Metazoa, Chordata, Mammalia, Primates, Lemuridae.